AUGACAAAUUACGGUGCCUGGGACCGGAAGGCUGAAACGCUUUGCCGAGAAGCAGAGGAGGAGGACAAAAAGGAGACCGCCGCUUCCAACGAGGCGUUGGGGCUGACGGAAGGGCUCAAAGGGCCUCCAACUGCUCAGGCCGAGAAGGAGCUCAAAAGCCUUGACGCCCACUCGAAGCAGCGAAGCGACUUCAUCGCUUGGAGCAACGAGCGGGAAAUCUCUGUGACCCACCAGGAGGGCGACGUGGACCUGUCCGAGCACAAGGGCAAGGCCAUCCGCCUGAAAGGGAGCCAAGGGACCAGUUAUGUGGUGUCGAAGAGUGGGGUCUUGAAGUUGAUGUUGGACUGCUGUAGUGACGUGCGGCUGCAUGUGCAGGCCUCGCUGGUGACCUCAACAGUCGAGUUGUACAAAUGCCAACGGGUUGAGGUGAUCUUGGACCAGCCCUUGGGCACGCUGCAAGUGGAUGAGUGUGUAGAGCCCCUCACCGUCCGCUUCGCAGAGAAGGACCAUGUGGGCAAAGCGUACCAUCAGAACUCGCCCGGCUUCUCAAUCGCAUGGGGCCUCGCGGGCGAUGCCACCCCGCAGACAGUUGGUCGCGAGGGGGCUUUUCAGCUGAUGACGUGCGUGACGGGCGGCCAGUUGCACACUGAGCCAGUGAGGCGGGGUGAAGGGGAGUUUCCUCUUGACUUGGGGCGCUCCACGCGACCGGAGCAGCCGGAGCCCGAGGCGGCGCCGGCGUCCGAAGCCAAGCAGCGGGAGGCGGAGAAGCAACGGCUGGCCGGGAACGAGAUGUUCCGUGCCAGCGACUUUGCCCAGGCCGCAGCGCUCUACACGCUGGCGCUGGAGACGGCCCCGGAGAUGGGCUCCGUGUGGGCCAACCGGGCGCAGUGCUGGUUGAAGUUGGGCGACCAUGAGAAGGCCUUGGCCGAUGCCAAGAAGUGCUCCGAGGUGGAGCCCAGCAACCCCAAGGGUUGGUUCCGCCAGGGGAUGAGUUUGCACGCCUUGAAGCGCUACCAAGAAGCGAUUGCUCCGCUACUGGAGGCUGAGCGCUUGGAGCCAAGCAACAAGCAGAUUCAGGACGCCAUCAAGAUGGCGCAGAUGAUGGCGCGGAAGAGUGGCUCCUCCUGA
Durusdinium trenchii is the source of this 1128-nucleotide messenger RNA. Lineage: Eukaryota; Dinophyceae; Suessiales; Symbiodiniaceae. The record is from the annotation of a GenBank genome assembly.